This is a messenger RNA of Cloeon dipterum, 2693 nucleotides long. RefSeq names its product tyrosine-protein kinase Src64B-like. Gene Ontology annotation, biological process: innate immune response; protein phosphorylation; cell differentiation. The coding region runs from base 239 to 1786 and encodes 515 amino acids. The transcript is spliced from 8 exons. Lineage: Eukaryota; Metazoa; Arthropoda; Insecta; Ephemeroptera; Baetidae. Gene Ontology annotation, molecular function: non-membrane spanning protein tyrosine kinase activity; ATP binding; signaling receptor binding. The record is from RefSeq and is a predicted model, not a curated record. Gene Ontology annotation, cellular component: extrinsic component of cytoplasmic side of plasma membrane.
AUUUUCGAGCGUUUUUGGGGCCGGCCUAAUGGAAAACAACCGAGACCUGUCAAAAUAGGGGACCACAACGAGCAGCUUGUGUGCAGUUUUGCCGACGGAUUCGGAGGUCGAAACGGCCCUCAUGUAGGUGAACGAGGGCCGAGUCUUGGUCUCGUCCGCCUCACCCGCACCCCCGCGUCCGCCACGCUCGUAAUGCACCUUGCCGGCUUGUGACAGACGAAGAUUUUGUUGAGGAAAGAUGGGCUGUUGCUGCAGCAAGCCGAAUCACGCUCGAAUGAGCUUAGGUGUGGAAGGGAAACCUUCAAGCAACGAUUAUGUCACCGAGGGUAAUCGGAUGCGCCAGCGCAGCGCUCAGCCCUGUGACCACAUCAGGGUGCAGCGGAAGCAUGAGAUGGAGAUGUCCGAGUUUUCCACCAGCAGCCACAAAAUCGUGGUCGGCGUCUUCAACUACCAGGCCAGAGAGCUGGCGGACGUGUCGUUCAGCAAAGGGGACCGAAUGCUUGUCAUUGACGACUCGGAGUCUGACUGGUGGCGAGUUCGGCAUCUGAAGACCAACAAGGAGGGCUUGGUCCCUUGGAACUUCGUCGCCGACGAGCGUUCCAUCGAGAGUGAAGACUGGUUCUUUGGCAAAAUCGUGCGUAAAGAAGCGGAAAAGCUGCUGCUGGCGCCAGAGAAUCCUCGAGGUACGUUCCUAAUCCGCAACUCUGAGCACAACCCUAGUGGGUUCAGCCUCAGCGUCAAGGACUGGGAGGAGCUGCGCGCACACCACGUCAAACACUACAAAAUCAAGUCGCUGGACAACGGCAAUGGAUUCUACAUUGCCACCAACCACGUCUUUCCUAGCCUCCAAAGUCUCGUCCAAGCUUAUAGCAAAAAUGCUUUGGGGCUGUGCCAUGUGCUAUCGAGGCCAUGUCCGAAGCCGAGACCGGAAAUGUGGGACUUGUCGCCAAUGCUGCGGGACCAGUGGGAAAUUGACCGCAAUGAAAUCACGCUUGUGCGAAAGCUAGGCCAGGGCAACUUUGGCGAAGUGUGGCUUGGAAACUGGAGAGACCUGCCGGUGGCCGUGAAGACCCUCAAGCCGGGCUCCAUGUCUCCACAGGCCUUCUUGGAGGAGGCUGCCAUCAUGAAGAAGUUCCGCCACAACAGACUGGUCGCUUUAUACGCCGUGUGCUCCAGGGAGGAGCCCAUUCUGAUCAUUCAAGAGUUCAUGAACAAAGGAUCUCUGCUCGAUUAUCUGAGACACGAGGGCAAGGAGAAUCUCUCGCUUGGAGAUCUGAUAUACAUUGCUGCUCAGGUUGCAAGUGGAAUGCAGUAUUUGGAGAAAUUGAACCUCAUUCAUAGAGACAUAGCUGCAAGAAAUAUUCUACUAGGAGAUAACAACGUGGCCAAAAUUUGUGACUUUGGUCUUGCGAAACUAAUCGAGGAUGACGAAUAUUGCCCAAGACAAGGUGCUCGGUUCCCUGUGAAAUGGACAGCACCGGAAGCGAUCAUCUACAACCGCUUCACAAUCAAGUCUGACGUCUGGUCGUACGGCAUCCUGCUGAUGGAGAUCUUCACGUACGGCCAGGUGCCCUACCCUGGCAUGAACACGAGGGACGUGAUCGAGGCCCUGGAGAGGGGCUACCGCAUGCCAAAGCCGACGUCGGUGCCCCUGCCGGACGAGAUCUACAACGUCAUGCUCAUGUGCUGGGACAACACGCCCGAGAAGAGACCCACGUUCGAGUUCCUGCAGCACUUCUUCGAGGACUUCAACGUCACCUCGGAGAUUCCGUACCGCGAGAUCUGAGUGAGCGGAGUGCAAAAAAAAUGAAGUUCCUUGUUUGGGAAAAAAAUCGGCACAAUUGCUCUAGCGCAGGACCAAGCGAGUAGUGGGUGGGCGUGUAUUGUGUUCAAUCCAAAAGAGCGGGGCCCUCGCGAUUGCAAUCUUAGCACUUGUUUGGUGCAUCUUUUUCGAAUCUCAUUGUUUUGUUGAAAAUGAGGCGAUCAAAGCACGAUUUUCAACUUUGAUUAUGAUAUCUUUGAGUGCCAAUUUAGGUACGCUGCGUAAAUUUUAAACUCAAGGGGUAAAAGCAUUUUAAUGCAGAUUAAUUUGAUGGUGAAAAAACUGUUUUUAGUGUUUAGGUGGACUGCAAUUUGUGUUGCUCUUUUCUUCCGCAAAUUUUCUAGUGUUUUAAAUUUACAGCCGCUCAUAGCCAGCACCAUGGUUUUUUUAUAGCUUAAAGCUGGAAGCUAAAAGUCUUACGGUUCAGCUAGACUAAGUCAAACAUUUCAAAAUUACAGUCUUUCUGUGGUCAGUAAAUUUACUAUUUUUUACAUUUUUCUAGCCAAGUGUACACUGCUGAAUAUUUGAAUCUUAAAUCUGAAGAAAUGUCAUUUGUCAUUUAAGCUUAAAAAAUUAACUGUGGUGCGAUACGUUGACGGCUUUAAGGAGAAAUUAAAAAAUUAAUAAGAUUUGUUCUUACACGUUUUUGAAAUACAGAAUAUUAACUAUGCUAGCCUCUAAAGAAUUUAUAUUUUAUUUUUUGAUUUCAUGUUAGUAAAUCUAUUUACAUUUUGAGCGUUUGGGGCCAAGUUUAAAUCAAGCUCUCGUUUAUGCUAAUGAUUUUUAAAGGAGGUGAAAUUUUCAUUGUUUAUCAUAAAUCAAGUUUGCAUUGAAGAGAAAAUCUUGUAACUCUCUGGCUUCUAGUCCAAAA